UGCCCUCUAUGCAGCGAGGCAACAAAAGAUCUGCAUUCACAUAUGGGCGGCCACAUCCUUCGUGCUGCCCGCAGAGUUCCUGAAAAUCUCACAACAGCUGUUUCAGGUCCACAGCCAUGUGGCUUUUGCGGUCGUUCUGGUGUCGCCAAGUAUGCAGUUACCUUCAAGGAAUCUGGAUGUUCAGUUGCUUGGGAAUCACAAUGCCCACACAAGGAGAAUUUCCAGUACAGCAACGCUAACAAAGGCUCCGACAACCACCCGUGUUGCAAUGUUCCUGUUGUCUGCAAGCUUUGUGCA
This is a messenger RNA of Suillus paluster, 297 nucleotides long. RefSeq lists its product as uncharacterized. The annotation marks the transcript as partial. The record is from RefSeq and is a predicted model, not a curated record. The transcript has a single exon. NCBI's taxonomy places the organism in Eukaryota, Fungi, Basidiomycota, Agaricomycetes, Boletales, Suillaceae.